UCUGCAUGAAAAGUGAAAUGCGCAUCGGGAUCCGUGGGAGUGGUGAUGUUUGGUGUAGGUAGAUAAGUGUGGGUUGUAGUAUGCUUCGAUUUUAUUGGAAUGACAGUAGUACUGCAUAAAUGUGUUUAGAAAGUACUUGAUCUUUACUCUGUCCGAAAUGUCUCGAAAGCGAACUGCAAAAUCGAUUUUUGUGGACAUCAGGAAAGGAUGUAAUUCAGGCCAGGUUCAAGCACGAGAAGUGGAAUUGCCCGAACUGGGUAGAAAUGGCUUGUUGAUACAAGUAAAGGCUUGUGGUUUAUCAAUAUCCAAGAUUGAGUCUACAGCGCUUUGUCAGAUAUUGUCAAACCCCAACAAGAACUUGGGUGUUGGUGCAGGACAUGAGGUGGCAGGAACUGUGGUUGCUACUGGCGACGACGUCACAACUUUGUCUAAGGGAGACCACGUCGUGGGAAUAAUACCUCUUGAUUACGGACAGUCUGGAUGUGCUGACUACGUUGCGCUCCAAGAAUUUGACGUCGUGAUAAAACCGCACGGUGUGAGUUUUGUGGAUGCAGCGGGGUGCAUAGGAGAUUCUGUGAAAGCUUACACAGCUUUGCAUUAUCUGGGAAAGCUCUCUUCUGGUGACACAGUGCUCGUGCUAGAUGGCGCAUCUUCUUUUGGUAGCAUCUGCAUUCAGUUGGCUCAUCACUGGGGAGCCAAAGUAUUAACGACUUCCUCGUCAGAGGAUGAAAAACUUUACCUUCAGAAUAUGGAAGUAGAAUUAGCACAGAUUAUUGAACUGAAUGAGAAGAAUUCAUCUCUUAAAUCAGCGGCAAUGUUAGAGACGGGGAAUCUUGGAGUUGAUAUUGUUGUGGAUCAGGGUAUUGCUCAAUAUCCACAGAGCUCCAGUAUUUAUGAUAACAGGUUACAGAAUUCUCUUAACCUUUUGCCCUCAAAACAUGAUGUAAUAUCGUGUUUAGCCGUUGGGGGCAGGUGGAUUACAUCAAAUUCCAAUUUGCAGUUGGACCCUCCAAAUUCUCGUCUCAUGUAUUUGCGAUGUGCCAGUUUGGGUUUCCUCUUUGAACAAGCGUGGAUGUUAUCUAGCGCUCAACAGGGAAGAUACCAGCAUAUACUGAUGGACAUCAUGGAGAAAGUUGCUACGAAAACUAUUCGCCCUAACAUCCAUCACACCGUGUCAUUUGACGGCGCAUUGGAAGUCAUCAAGGCUUUAGAAGAAGUCCGAAAAUUACGCAUUGACAGUGCAUGUGAAGUUGAUUUUGCUUAUUGA
Messenger RNA from Zootermopsis nevadensis, 1267 nucleotides. NCBI's taxonomy places the organism in Eukaryota, Metazoa, Arthropoda, Insecta, Blattodea, Termopsidae. The record is from RefSeq and is a predicted model, not a curated record.